AUGUCUCGCCUGAUUCCAAGUAUUGAUUUAUCAGACGUCCCAUCAGGCUCUUCGCCAAGUACCUACGAGAGUCGGUGGACUUGGGAGAAAGCUACCUUACCAGCCGGUUCUCAAAUGUUUGACGACUGGUUUGGUAACGUUGAGGACGAUGAUGAAGAGAUUAAUCUCGACGAGAUUAGUAAAGAGUGGAGUGAACUCGAGGACCAGUUUUAUAAUCAAGAGCGGCAGGCGGGAGAGAGUGAAGUCGAAGAGAUUCCAGAUCCAACAAUCUAUGUUACGAAAGCAAAGAAUAUGGCGCACUAUGAAAUACCCGACAAUUUCUGGAUCGAGCAGGCCGAUUAUGCUAAAGGAAACGCCGAGUAUAACGAGCCCGAUCUAUGGAAACGGAAUGCCUUGAAAACCUUCUACGGUAUACGACGGAAAUUUUCGACUCAAACUGCUUGUAAAGCAUUUCGUGAUUCCUGUAAACCAGUAUUUGGCAGAUUUGCGACGGUCAAUGAGGCCAGCGUUACCUUUGAGCAGACAACACUUGUCCAGGAGUUUCUCAAGAAUCGUGGGCUUACUUGCCUUGCCCAACUUGAUACUACACUUGCGAAUAGUGAUCGUAUCGCCGCGGAAAUUACUCGACAACGUCUCCUACGUUAUCCUGCUGGUACUCAAUUCGCAGGUUGCCUCCACGAGUGGGAACUCCAGAAGCAAGGCCCACCUGACGAGCAAUAUAUCCAGGCAUGCUUUCGCGAGGGCGAUAGUAUUAUGGUAAUUUGCUUUUUCAAAAAGCAAGGCGCACUCUUUCACGAGAUCAACUACUUUGAGGUUGAUAUGUCGUUUAAGCGUAUAUAUCAAAAGGAUCUUAACGAGAUUCUCUUUGGUGUAUGGGAUGAGGGUACGUUCCGCUCGCGAGAGUUCUUGUCUUUGGUGAAACAACGGCAAUAUAUCAGCAGACCUUUGAACGGCUUUCUCGAACUUUGGAUUCCGCUACUGGCAAGCCUUUACGGUUCCGACAUAUCCACCAAGAGGGUAUCUCAGCUGUGA
Molecule: messenger RNA, 1032 nt
Organism: Sphaerulina musiva SO2202
Lineage: Eukaryota; Fungi; Ascomycota; Dothideomycetes; Mycosphaerellales; Mycosphaerellaceae
Exons: 7
Coding region: 1-1032 (343 amino acids)
Source: RefSeq, a predicted model, not a curated record